AAAACACACACAACUGGGUAGUGAGAAAGAAGUGUGUAGGGUCAUAUUUCAAUCUUUCUCUUCUUCUAUAAAAACAGACUCUUUUCUUCUUUGUAUUCUCAUUUUUAUAAACUCUCCUUAUACAUAAACAUAUCUCUCAGGCCCUAAGAAAAAAGUUUGUUUUUGUUUUGCCAAAGUCGAUCGAUAUAUAUUGAAGAUGAAGAUGGGAUCAAGUCAAAUCAUGGGAGGUUCAAAGAGAAGGGUGUCGAGUAAAGGACUUGGAGCUGUUCUUAAAGAACAAAGAGCUAAGCUUUACAUCAUUCGAAGAUGUGUCGUCAUGCUUCUUUGUUGGCACGAUUGAUCUUUCUCAGAGAUUCAUCCUCAAUCAUUAUGUAUAAAGGCCCGGCUAGCUUUCGUGUGUUGGAGAGAGACGAAUUGUGAUGUAUGGAGCUUAACCGGGCGGAUCGGGUUUGAUUCGACGCGAGAUUGUGGAUGAAUCGGUUAAGAGAGUUUGACUUGGUUCUGAUUAGACCCCUCCCCAUCUUUUAGCAAAUUCUUCUUGUUCUUUGGAGCAAAUAUGGGGAAUUCGAUGAAUUAGUGGAGGAGAGUGCAAGAUUGUAAAUAUUGACUGGAUAAUAUAUAGAGAGAGUUGACAAAAAUUUUGUAAUGGCUUUUGGCUUUGUUCAAUGAUUUGCGGUUAAUGUAAAAAUAAUCGUUACCUUAUAUUUUCAACCUCAA
Messenger RNA from Camelina sativa (false flax), 717 nucleotides. Its product is annotated as small polypeptide DEVIL 4. The record is from RefSeq and is a predicted model, not a curated record. Gene Ontology annotation, biological process: negative regulation of cell population proliferation. Lineage: Eukaryota; Viridiplantae; Streptophyta; Magnoliopsida; Brassicales; Brassicaceae.